UACAAACUCACUCUCCCAGUUUGUAUAAUUCGGUUAUCCCGCUUCUUGACCGACCUAUCUUCCAUUUUGAAACCCUAAAAAAGCAGGAAAGCAAAGUAAUAGUGAAGUAAAGUUGAUCCUCUCUCAGCUUCUCCUGCAAUCGACGAUGAAGCUCGUUAGAUUCUUGAUGAAGUUGAACAAUGAGACCGUUUCAAUCGAGCUAAAAAACGGCACUGUUGUUCACGGAACUAUCACAGGUGUGGAUAUUAGCAUGAACACACAUUUGAAGACGGUGAAAUUGACAGUGAAGGGGAAAAAUCCAGUUACUCUUGAUCACCUAAGCGUGAGGGGUAACAACAUCCGCUACUACAUUCUACCUGAUAGCUUGAAUCUCGAGACUUUGCUGGUGGAAGAGACACCCCGCGUCAAACCCAAAAAGCCCACUGCAGGGAAGCCUUUGGGCCGUGGUCGGGGCCGAGGUCGUGGCCGCGGACGUGGACGUGGUGGCCGAUAAUCGAGUCGCUCUGGUUUUAUUCAUUGGAGCACCUGGCUAUGUGAAAUCAGUAGGUUUGUAAGGAGUGUUUGUUAAUGAUUGCCAGACCCAAAAGAUGGCAUUACAACCAACUUUUUCAUUUUACUGUUAGCUCUGUUUCUUAUAUAUUGGAAGUGCUUCUCUUAUAUUCUUUGGCCUUGUUAUCAAAGUGGUCUUCCAUCUCAUGACUUUCUACGAAAUUAUUUGUUUCAGCUAAUCUGUUCGUAACGUCAUGAUCUAUUUUAUCCA
Camellia sinensis is the source of this 760-nucleotide messenger RNA. Its product is annotated as small nuclear ribonucleoprotein SmD1a. Gene Ontology annotation, biological process: spliceosomal snRNP assembly; RNA processing. The record is from RefSeq and is a predicted model, not a curated record. Gene Ontology annotation, molecular function: RNA binding. NCBI's taxonomy places the organism in Eukaryota, Viridiplantae, Streptophyta, Magnoliopsida, Ericales, Theaceae.